GCGCGCGAGAAGCUGCAGAGGCGAUUCGAUUCGCUCGCGGACGCGGCGUGGGUUAACGUUGCCAGCAGCACCCAGAGCUGCUUCUCCGUCCGCCGACGCGCCGUAAGCCCCGUCAGAAAAAUGCUCGCGACGGCUAGCCUCGCUUUGGGCAUAUCAGCACACUCCCCCGCCCCUCCCCCACCGACACCUCUCCUCCCUCCACUGUCAGCUCUCCCGCCCCCGGGCACCCGCACACAAGUCAAGUCCAACGCCCGCUCCGGGUCGUAUUCCACGCUCCUUUGCCCCUCUUCUCUUCCCCUCGUCCUCCUCGCCCCGCUUGCCGCUCCGCUAUCUCGCCUCCGCCCAACAUGGCAGCCACGUUGCUCUCCUCCCCACCCGCCCUCCUCCUCUCCGUAGCUGCCUUCCUUUACAUCGUCCGCUGGCUCGCCAGCAGGAAGCGCCAGGACGUGCAUCGCGUUCCCAGCGCCCCCCCUGCGCUCGCGCACUGGCUCUGGGGCCACGAGCUCGCGACCUUCCAGGGCCAGGCGACCGAGACGUACACGAAGUGGGCCGCGCUCUGCGGGCCCUUCUUCCGCGUCAAGGGCGCGCUCUUCCACCCGGACAUCAUCGUCGCGGCAGACCAUGCGGCCGUCCAACACAUCUUCCAGAACGCGGACGACUACGUGAAGUCUCCCGCGUUCAGACCUCCCGUCGCGAACGUCCUAGGCAAAGGCCUCGUAUGGGCUGAAGGCGAGGACCACAAGACCCAGCGCCGCAUCAUCGCCCCCGCCUUCUCGUCGGAAGCCAUCAAGGGCAUGGCGGACGACAUUUCAGAGUGCUCCGAAAAGCUCGAGAGCAGACUGACGAACCAUGUGCUGUCCGCGGGCGGCGCAGCGACCGUCAACAUCACCGAGUACACCUCCACCUGCACGCUGGACAUCAUCGGGCGCGUUGCCUUUGGCCACGAUUUCAAGGCCGGGCAGAGCACCGAGGCGAAAGAGAUCCACGCCUCCUGGGAGGGCCACGUCAACACCGGGCUCGGGUUCGGCGGGUUCGUUGCGAUGCUCGUGAUGCGCGCCGUGCCCUUCAUCACGCUGCUCCUCACCAAGCUCCCCGUCGAGGCGAUCCGCGCCGGCGGGCGCAUCCGCGAGAUCACCACGAAGCUCUCCAUGCGCCUCCUCGAGAGCGGCUCCGUCUCCGAGAAGGGCCGCGACAUCAUGAGCAUCCUCGUCAAGGCGGAGCGCGCGGGCGCGUCCAAGGGCGGCGCGGCGCUCACCCCGCAGCAGAUCGUCGACAACGUGAACACGUUCAUCAUGGUCGGCCACGAGACGACCGCGGGCUCGCUCAGCUUCACGCUGCUCGAGCUCGCGCGCCGCCCGGACGUGCAGGAGCGCCUGCGCGACGAGAUCCGCCGCGUCGGGCGCGACCUCAGCUACGACGACAUCCAGCGCCUCGAGUACCUCGACGCGGUCGUCAAGGAGGGCCUCCGCCUGCACCCCGCGUCGCCGCAGACGGAGCGCGUCGCGCUCCGCGACGACGUGAUCCCGCUCAGCAAGCCCAUCACGACCGCCUCCGGGGAGACGCUCUCCUCCAUCCGCGUGCGCGCCGGCCAGGUCUUCCACAUCCCCUUCACGACCAUGCACGUGAACCCCGCGGUCUGGGGCCCGGACGCGGCCGCCUUCGACCCCGCGCGCUGGCUGACGCCCGGGCGCAUCCCGCCGCCGAGCGAGAUGCCGCACGGAUGGAGCGGGCUCGUGACGUUCUGCGACGGGCCGCGGAACUGCAUCGGGUACCGGCUCGCGGUGUUCGAGUUCAAGGUGAUCCUGGCGACGCUCGUGCGGAGCCUGGAGUUCCAUGAGACGACGGCGGUGGUGCUCGAGAAGAUCUCGCCGACGCUGCAGCCGGUCGUGGACGGCCGCGGGGGGCUGCUGCCGUUGCAUAUCACGCUGGCGCAAUGAGCGUGGCGCGUGGAUGCGCCGCUUUUGUGUAUAUGGUGGACUUGUUAGUCCGACCCUCACCGCCCCCCUUCGUUGCGCCACGCUCGCUCGUACAGGUAAGCCGCCCUGCCCCGCCCCUCGCUCGCCCGCGCUCUGGUAGACCAUCGCCCGCCCCUCGCUCCCGCUCCCUGGGUAGAUCCCCGUCCCGUCCCGCAUGGCCCCGUCUCCUCUCGCCCGGUCCCGGUACCAAAGUCGACUCCGAGUCGCACCUCGAUGGACGCUCGCCCCGCCUGUAAAAUACGCACACGCACGCACGCAUACACGGCCCCGCCCGGGAGGCGCGCGGCGCCCCGCACCUUACACGUACUCGCGCCCGCGCCCGCAGGGGUCCCGGUAGUAGCAGUAGUAGUAGACCAC
This is a messenger RNA of Trametes versicolor FP-101664 SS1, 2333 nucleotides long. RefSeq names its product cytochrome P450. Gene Ontology annotation, molecular function: iron ion binding; oxidoreductase activity, acting on paired donors, with incorporation or reduction of molecular oxygen; monooxygenase activity. The transcript is spliced from 8 exons. NCBI's taxonomy places the organism in Eukaryota, Fungi, Basidiomycota, Agaricomycetes, Polyporales, Polyporaceae. The coding region runs from base 348 to 1937 and encodes 529 amino acids. The record is from RefSeq and is a predicted model, not a curated record.